AUGGCGGCGCUCUCUGCUCCCGGCGCCGGUGCUCCAACGGCCGCGAAGCCUCCACCGCUUUCCUCCCAAGCGCACAACGCGCCGCCGAUGACCGGCGCGGCGCGGCCGGCGAGCCUUGGCGCUGCUACGGCCGCGACGCCUUCCCCGCCCGUGCAGAACGCGCCACAGAUGACCGCCGUGCCGCGCCCGGCGAGCUUUGGCGCCGCGGCCGCGAGGGUUUCAUCUCCUUCCCCUUCCACGCAGAACGCGCCACAGAUGACCGGCGGGCCGCGGCCGGUGAACCUUGGGGCUCCCGUUGCUCGUGGUACGGCCGCAAGGGCUCCCUCGCCUUCUCCGACAAUGCAGAGGCAGAACGCGACACCGAUGACCGGCGUGCCGCGGCCGGCGAGCUUUGGAGCUUCCGGCGCUGCCGCUACCACCGCUAGGGGUCCUUCGCCAUCACUGCCCGUGCAGAACGCUCCGUCGAUGAGAGGCGCUAUCAGGGCUCCCUGGGCGGCGCCACCAAUGCAGGGAGCUUCGCCGGCUGGGAUGGUGCCGGCAGGUCAGAGCUCCCACAUAGCUGUGACCGGCAUCCCGGCCGCACCGUUGCAACACAAGCGGAUGCGGGGAGCGCGAGCUGCAAUGGCGCAGGCCAUGGUUCCGAGGAGCUCUCAUACAGCAGUACUGUCCACCGUGAGGCCCCACGCGCCAUUGUCGAACGCUCAGGGAGCUCCGUCAAUGGCAAUGUCGCCGGGCGUUCCGACCAUCCCGACUCCGACCGGGAAUCCUCACGUGUCGCAGCAACAGAGAGCAGCAAUGGCGAGGUACCCCGCUCCGACGAGCUCUCGUGCAAUCGGAGCCCCCAUCCAGCCCACGGAGCCUCACGCGCCACUGCCGAACACCGGGGGAGAAGGAGCACCACCACCAGCACGCACCAUGCCACCGCCAUCCUCUCAGGCCGCGACCUCCACUCCUCCCGCCGCCGCGACGCCACUGCAGCGGCCGCCGGCGCAAGCCACCGCUCAGCCGUCGACACAGAGAUACUACGUCGGCGUGCAGCGAGACAAGGGCACGGGCAAAUGGGCGGCAUGCGUGGUCGACCCGUCCAACCCGACCAAGCACCGCCUCGUGGGCGCCUUCCCGGACGAGCACGCGGCGGCGCUGGCGCUGUGCGCGGCCACCUCGUCGCCGGGCUCCCACUGCGGCCUCGUCGCCGGCGGCGACAAGUACGACGAGAAGUACUCCGAAUUCCUGCGCAAAAUCUACCACGGGGUGAUGGACAACUCCCCCUCCUACAAGAAAUUCUUCGACGUGAUCCUGGAUUUCUUCAUCGCUCGGGCGAGAGAGAUCGGGCGGGAGGCCCUCGAGGACGGCGGGGAUAUGCUGGUGGAGAGGUUCGUCGCGAUGCACAAGAACAAGGCCGUGACGCCGAGGUGGCGUGCGUGGUACCGGAGGUAG
This is a messenger RNA of Oryza sativa Japonica Group (Japanese rice), 1437 nucleotides long. The record is from RefSeq and is a predicted model, not a curated record. NCBI's taxonomy places the organism in Eukaryota, Viridiplantae, Streptophyta, Magnoliopsida, Poales, Poaceae.